GCGCGGGCGCGCCUCGGCUCGGCAGCCAAUCAGCGCGCGGCUUACAUGCGGCGCGUGGGGGGGCCGGCAGAGAGCGGCGCUGCCAUUGGCUGGGCGCGGCGCGGGGAGCGGUUUGAAUCGGCGGCGGCGGCGGGCGCGGAGCGCGGCCCGGGGACGGGGCGGCCCCGGGACACCCCCGGGACACCCCACAGAAAAGGAGAGGAAUAAGCCCAUAUGAAACGGUGCUUUCUGUGCAUAAACACAUCCCCAUGGAUCAUUUGAAAUUAAGGAUGUAUUUUCAAUCCCUGGUCCAUGAUAAUCCCACCAAGGCAGCUUAAUGGCAAGGUAUAAGAAAUGCAAACGAAAACGAAGAGCCCGAGCAAAAUUUCAACGGGAAAAGAAGAGAAAUGCUGCAAGCCCCCAGGGCUCAGUUUGUGCCUCUCCACGGUCACCAGCUCAUCUCCCUCUGAACUCCUCACCAGCCCCAAGGUGCUCCCAGUGGCCUUUAGCCUUGCCCAGUGUAAAAAGUGUGGUCAGACCCUUGACAACAGCAGCAGCAUUUCUGUACUGGUGGUGCCAGAGCAGGGUUGCACAGAGCUUUCAGGUGGUUAAAGACACCAUAUUUCCAUCACAAAUCUACUUAAGGGAGCUAAAUGCAUUCAGGGAGAAGCUGGAGAAGCUGGAAAGGGAAUUUUCCAAGCUCCAAGGAGCCCUCCAGAUGAACGGAGCAGCAGCUUUGUCCCCAGAAAGUUCCCUUUGCCAAAGGUGUCACAAGCCAGUCCUGGGUGCUCCUGUGGGGACACAGAUGGAUCCUCCACCCUCAGCACCUGUGCCUGUGUCCAUCCCCCCUCCUCCUCCUCUUCCUCCUCCUCCUCCUCCGCCGCCGCUGCCUCCGCCAAAGCUGCCUCCAGCACCUCUCCCCCUCCAACGGGGCACAGCCUCCAAAUUGGCACCACCAGUGAAAAAGGAUGGGCCCGUGCACAUCACCCUCAAAGACCUCCUGAAUGUUAAACUGAAGAAAACAAGCAGCAGCCUGAGAAUGGACAAGGAACAAUCACCAGUGAAGCCACGCAGGGCAUUAAUUACAGUCACAGAUCUACAGAGCGUUAGUCUGAGACCUAAAUCCAAGCCACCACCUCAUGCUACAAAAUCUUUAAUUACCUCCCCUAAAAAUCAGAUUGAUCUUCGGAAGCAUCUGAAGAAAGUCGAUAUACAAAGAAGUCCUGGUGGCACUCCUCUGAAUAGUAAGGAAAACACUGAAUGUGGCUCUGGGCUGACCCCAAUAAUGACACGGGCACUACGGCGCAAAUUUCAGAUGGCUCACCCCAAGAGUCCCUCGCCUGCACAGCUGAGUGCUGCAAACAGCUUUGAUGAAAAGUAAAAAGGAAAGCAGGUUUAUGGAACAAUUCUCCAUUUGUGCUCAGGAAGCCACUUGAAUCCCAUUUUUAUCACACUCAGGCACAUGUAUUUGUAAGUAAAUGCAAUGCACAGGAAAAGGGGGCAUUAUGAGACCCUGUAAAGCAGAUUGUGCUUUUUAUCCCUCUCUAAUGUCUCUCAAUUUGGUUGCAUCUUCAUUCAUAAUGGAAAAAAAUAGGAAAUUUCCCAAGUCUUUUGACACGUGGGUGCUGCUGAAGCAGGGACUGUUACGCUUCUAGCACUGGUGCUGCUUGUCAUACAAAUACGUGUUUGCUGAAAUUCAGUAUUCUUAUGUAUUUUUUAAACAAAGAUAUCUUGACGGUAUUUGUACAGUUUCAAAGAAAAACAACAGUGGAACGCGCUAACGUUAUUAAAGUGGAAAGCUGCAUGCUUCAACAAACAGUUCGAGUCUGUGGCUACAAAUGUCAGAGGCACUGUGUAUCACUGA
Passer montanus (Eurasian tree sparrow) is the source of this 1843-nucleotide messenger RNA. It is a transcript of the gene PRR11, whose product is annotated as proline rich 11. The coding region runs from base 317 to 1360 and encodes 347 amino acids. The record is from RefSeq and is a predicted model, not a curated record. Gene Ontology annotation, cellular component: nucleus; cytoplasm. The transcript is spliced from 11 exons. NCBI's taxonomy places the organism in Eukaryota, Metazoa, Chordata, Aves, Passeriformes, Passeridae.